AAGCUCAAUCCAAUCCAUCGCCGUCUCCGAUUCCCUUGAUUCCUCCCGACGCAAUGCCGGGGGACGGGGACGCCGGGCACAGCCGUGGAGGAGUGUAUCCGCGCCGGGCCGGGAUGCACGACAUCCACCUGCGCCCGCGCCUUCUCCGCCGGGUGCUCAUGGAGUGCCUCCCGCUCCCGGAUCCCGACGCCGACCUAGAGCCCACCCGCCGCCCCGCCGAUCUCGCCCGCGCGCUCGGCGCCGUCCGUGAGCAGGGCCUCCUCGCCGAGCGCGCCAUAGACCCGGUGCUGCUCGAGGAGUGGAGCGCCGCCGUCGACGCCUGGGUCGACCGUCUCCUUGCGCUCCUCGUCAGUGAUAGGGAACACAGUUGUUGGGUGGGUACUUCUUUUCUUGGUUUGACAUUUGAAGAAUGUAGUGACGACCGCUUUGCAAAGUCGUACUCUGACUGGUCUGAGAAGAUUCUAAAAACAAUUAAGGCACCAUCAUGCAACAAAAUGGUAAACAUGGCCACUUGUACUGCUAUGGCUACUCUCUUUGUGAGAUUGGCUAAAUUUUCCAAUUUAAAGGAUGAGGCAACAUUUUUUGCCCAAAAAGUUGUCCAACCAUUGCUGCGGCUGUUUGACGAGGAUGAUUCUGUUGCAGAGAAAGCGGCUGAUUUACUUGGUAUAAUCAUUAAACUCUUCCCAUCAUCAGUAUAUCGAAACUUCAAUAAAGUUGAAUCCAUCCUUGCUGCAAAGAUUAUGAGUGGUCAAUACAAUCUACAACAUUCAAAGAAACUUGCGAGCACUUUAGCACUGUUGCCUUGUGUUAGAGUAUCUCAUAAUAGUUUGUCACUGAUGAUCCAGAAGAUAUUGAUUAUGGUCAACAAUUUGUUAAAUGGCUAUACUGGACAUGAGAUAAUGAUGCCAAUAAUUUCACCACAGUUAGGAGGCCAGGAAAACUACAGAGAUUGGAACUUUCAUUCAUCAAAAUAUUUUUGCACGUUUGUAAUCCCUACAAUAUCAGCACUUGUACACUGCUGCUCCGUGAUGUUAACUAGUUCUUAUCCAAUUCAGGUGAAUAUUCCGGUGCCUGUGGUGGUAACUUGCAUAGAACGAGUGCUGCUAGCAGACAUCCCUUUGCAUCAGGAAGUUGUUUUCUCUGAGAUUCUGGCACUGCAUUGCUCUUUCUUGGAUUUGCUUGGUGCCAUUAUUAAUGGAAUGUGCAGUUCACUCAUAACACAUGCUAGUAUUCUUGUAAAGCUCAUAAGUGAGUACUUUAAAAGAGCAAAGCUGCCAGCAGUAAGAAGAAAACUCUAUACUAUUGUGCGGUUAUUGCUGAGUUCGAUGGGUUUUGGGAUGGGUAUGCACUUGCUUCAAGUGAUAGUUAGCAAUAUUUCUGCUGAUCUGGAUGAUAACUCUGGAGGGAGUCCUGAACCUACAUUCAAUAGAAAAUCAGUGCCUUCACUCUAUGUCAAAAUAGCAGCACUGGAGACAUUUGAAGUACUUCUAAACAUGGGUGGUUUAUUCAGUGCGUGCUACUGGAGGACACAACUAGACCUUAUUAUUAAUGUUGCAAGAGAGUCUUUCUAUAUGAUGGAGAUGUAUGAACUAAAACCACUAUCAACGCAAAAUCCAACUUUAUCAGACUUCCAGUUAGCCUUAUUGAAAGCUCUAUUGGCAUCCUAUCUCUCCUCUCCUCUUGUGUCUCCUUAUUUAGAACCAGGUCUUGAGCUCUUCAACAGAGGGAGGCUAGAAACUGGCACCGAGCUUGCAAAAUUUUGUUCACGUGCUUUGCUGGCUUUGGAUGUCCUUGUACAUCCUCGGGAACAUUGUGUAUGGUUUUAUCCAAAAAUUGCUCUAAAAGGAGCAAUUCGUGGUGAUCUAGGACCCUUGUCAAUUGCUUCAGAAAAUAAACUAAUUGAUUCUGGGAGAUCUAAGGAUCUCCACGCUGCAUGUACACACCGAGCUACCGAAAAUUCUGGAGAGGAAGUCAAUGACUGGCUACUCUCUACUGAGGAUGCUCCAACGGAUGCUUUUGUGGAAGACAAUACUUCGAAGAAGCAUGCAGCAAAUGAGAUGUCCAGAGAUCAUUCGGUGCAGAAGGCCACCGCCAUCAGAGAACAUCAAGAAAUUGUUUUCAAUCAGUUUUAUGGGGAAUUGCAGGAGGUCUCAGUGUCCAGCAUAACCGAUGUCAGUGUGGCUAUUGCAGGAACAAAAGUAGGAUCAUUCAAUGUUGCUUCAUUUCCAAACAAUAGUGAUAACGUGGCAAUUUUUUCAGGUGCUCUUUUAGGUAGCCAUAACGUGGCAGGGCACACCACACCGACAUCUGGUGCUUCAGGCGUGUCUGCUUCUGAGCGGGACUCACUUGACCCAUUUCUGGGUAUAGGUAAUUUUGGCACUGAGACUGCCUUUUCCUUCGACAUGGCUAAGCUUGAUCCUGACUCCUAGAGUGAAGAUUUCUACCAUAUGGUGUGUAACAAUGAUGUGUGGAUCAACACUGUAAUAACGGAAGUUGCAUUUGAGAUUGUGUGUGCGGGGUGAACAUGGUGCGAUGUAAGAAGAUGCCAACAUACCAUCACUAUUGGUUCUAGUGAGGACAUUUUAUGUGUGCUACCUUUGGAAUUGACACGAGCCUGAUUUUAUC
Molecule: messenger RNA, 2625 nt
Organism: Oryza brachyantha (malo sina)
Lineage: Eukaryota; Viridiplantae; Streptophyta; Magnoliopsida; Poales; Poaceae
Exons: 14
Coding region: 54-2429 (791 amino acids)
Biological process (GO): rRNA processing
Cellular component (GO): nucleus
Source: RefSeq, a predicted model, not a curated record